This is a messenger RNA of Camponotus floridanus (Florida carpenter ant), 1972 nucleotides long. RefSeq lists its product as uncharacterized. Bases 755 to 1972 code for a protein of 405 amino acids. The record is from RefSeq and is a predicted model, not a curated record. NCBI's taxonomy places the organism in Eukaryota, Metazoa, Arthropoda, Insecta, Hymenoptera, Formicidae. The transcript has 6 exons.
UUGUUACGUCCCUGGUUCGUGUCGCGAUUGAGUCUGUCUUGAAAAGGGAAGAAGAUCUCGUUGUUGACAGCAGCAGCCGUCAUUUGGAGUCUGGUGCCAGCUGUCAAGCUGAUCGGACGCGUUUACGAAUCGUCACUAUGUUUCUUGUUAUUAUUCACUGUUGUGUGUUCUGUGUUCUUCAUUAAAGUGUCUCAUUGUUCCUAAAAGUGUCUCGUUAUUUCACGCGUCCCGCCAGUGCCCGAUUUUAUAAGCUGUAAAAACAUUUAACGCUGUUACACGUAUUAAAUAAAGUGAUAGACCAGAGGCAACGAGAACGUGAAGCAUUGGCUCAUCGCCAACUGUGGAAAGUAAAAAGGAGAUAGAAAACAAUAUCUCUGUUCUCCUAUACUAUCCAAUGCUAGCCGAGGCUCCGGCUCUCACAGUACGCAGUUUACGCCUGCGCGUGUCAUCCCUUCUUCUACGGUUGCGUGUUGCUCGCGUGGGCAUUCUAGCAUUAUAGAACAGCGGUAAAGCGAAAAACGACGAAGAAGGCAUGACGAAGGAAACUAGAAGCUGGAAUGAGGGGGAGAGACAGAGAGGGAAGGGAGCAAGUUGGCUAGAAACACGAAAGAAACACGAAAGAAAACGUGAUAAAUCUUGCCGCGAAUAAUAAAUUAUCGUAAAGAAUCGUUUUCGCAUUUCGUGACAUGGCGAGAAGAAUUCGCCGGGAAUAAUUUGCCGGGGAAAUUGUCCAAUUCCAAUUCCAAUUUCAGAAAUGGUCUUAGAGACACCGACAUGGCUGAAUCUGUGCUUCAUGGAGAAGGUCCUGCGAAAGUCAGAAAACGACAAUUCCAUCCAAGUAAUCGAUAUAUUCUCGAAACCGGCCACGAAUAAGGGUGACAAUUACACUAGUGACAUGAUCAGGGUUAAUGUCGAAUAUUCACGUGACCAAAGCGGCCGUAAAAUUAUGGAAAAAAAAUCUGUCAUCUUGAAAAUCAUGCCUUCAGUUGAAGGCAUUCGUAAGGAUCUUAUUGAAAUGUCGCGUGUUUUUUACACGGAAGUGUCGAUGAUGACAGACACCUUGGUCAAAAUGAACAAGUUGAUACAGCCCAAGUAUCGUUUGAGCGGAAAAGGCAUGUACGUGCAAGAAGACAAUCCAACUCUUUUGGUAAUAGAGGAUCUUGCGCCUCUCGGUUAUCGCAUAGCCAAUCGUCAUUCUGGCCUCGAUUUAGAUCAUUGUAUAUUAGCGUUGCGUGGAUUAGCCAGAUUUCAUGCAACCUCUGUAGCCAUAUGUGAGAAGGAACCAAACCAAAAAGAAAUGUAUACAAGAGGAAUGUUUAACAUCGCAUACCCGAGUGAAAUGAGAGUAUUUUUUUGUAAGGGCACUAAACAAUUGGCAGAGGAAAUGGAAAACUGGCCAGGAAUGAAGAAAUAUGUCGAAAAAAUUGCUAAAUUGGUCGACCACAUAUAUAAUAUAGGAAUAGAUAUGUGGAAAUUAUCCGAGAAUGAGUUCAAUGUUAUCAAUCACGGUGAUUGUUGGGUGAAUAAUAUGAUGUUCAAAUAUAAUGAUGAUGGCAAACCUAUUGAUCAUGUUUUCGUGGACUUUCAAAUAUGUUUCUACGGAUCGCCAGCAAUCGAUCUUCUUUAUUUCCUCAACACAAGUCCUUCCCAGGAUGUCUUUAAAAAUAACAGGGAUACUUUGUAUAACGAGUAUCUUGAUACUUUGUCGGCGACUAUGAAACAAUUAGAUUGCAAAACGCAACCACUCACUAAGGAGGAACUGAAGGCCAGUAUGAAGAAAAGAGCUUCCUUCGGAAUGAUAAUAUCAAUGACAAUAUUACCGCUAAUAAUGUCCGAUAAGGAUGAAGCAAAAGAUUUGGAUGAGUUUAUGGGCAAUGAUGGCUGUACUCCAGGUUAUAAGAAUGAGAAUUAUAAAAAAAUUAUGAUGAACAGAAUACCUAUGUACGAUGAAUUGGGCUUAUUAGAUAUUUGA